AUGAAGUUCCUGAUUGGCGAUGACACAGGCUUGCUUAAGCUCAUCCGCGUGGAGGGAAAGAAGAUCGAGCGUGUUGGGGAUCGUCGCCGAGGAGAAGCGAUCCAUCGGAUUUGUUGGGCCGGGCCGGCAGAUAACCCCGAGGCCGCAGUGGCCAUCGCCUACGCUUCGGGAGCUCUUGAGCUUCGAAGCCUCGCAGGUCAGCCUCUCAGCAGCGCCGCCAGUGCCGAAGCAGUGAAAUGCCUGCAGGUGUCCUCGGCGGGGGUGUUGGCCAUCUCAGCGGACGGAGCAGCGAGCAUCGUCUCUGAAUGGGGGAAGGCCUUCGACGAGUCCGGCUUUGCUGGAGGUGCAGACGCAGAGGUCGAGAAACUUAAGCUGCAGGGGCCGAUUGCCGAUGCCUCCGUGGAUCCAGCAAGGCCAUCCCGAUUUGCCUUCGGCGGCCUCGAAAACGAUGUGAAAAUUUUCGACCUCGAGCGCAAGGAGGUCACAUGGACUGCGAGAAACGUGCGGGAGGAUUCGCUUUGCCUUCGAGUGCCGGUGAAAGUCAGCACUCUGGGAUGGGCCACCGCUAUGUGCACCUCCCGCUCCUUGAUUACGUGUGGGACCGCUGACGGUAAGAUUCGUGUGUACGACGCGAACACGCAGCGGAGGCCGCUCUUCGAGCUGCGGGUCGGCUACAAAGUGGGCGUAGGUGCGGGCGGUUGGACCGGGGUGGAAGACAACACCAAAAGGCCUUUGCUUUGCAGCCGAGUCGCAGCUGUCCGUGGCGACGGCUGGGGUCUUUUCGUCGGUGACACCUUGGGCGUCCUGCGCGAGUACGACCUGCGGAACCUUCCCAAGACACAGACUGCUGCGAUACCACCGGGACGAAAGGCCCAUCUGAAUCUGGCCAUGAAGGAGCUCCCGUUCAAGCGUGGCUACAGGGGUAUCAUGGGGGCCAUUCGAGACGUUGACGUCCACUGCGGUGGCAAAGCUUUGGCUGCGGUCGGCUUGGGCCGUUUUGCAUACGUUUUUCCAACAGUCGGUCGAGAGAUGAUCUGCAAGGUCUACCUCAAGCAGAAGCUGAACUGUGUCUUGAUGUCACGGGAGGAGAUGGCAAAGCCCAAGAAGGACAAGCAGAGUCAAGAGGAGGGCGAGGAGGAGGAGCAACUCGAAGAAGAUGAGGAAGUGGACGGAGGUGAGACCAAAGGCGCUGUCCAGCCCGAUCCGGAGGACGAGGUCGCGGAAGGAUUUUCCGAUGAUGGCGAGGCUGAUGACGCACAUGAACAGGCCCUUACAGCUGGAAAGGCUGCCAAGAAGCGUAAGAAGCGUGU
This is a messenger RNA of Symbiodinium sp. CCMP2592, 1310 nucleotides long. The record is from the annotation of a GenBank genome assembly. Lineage: Eukaryota; Dinophyceae; Suessiales; Symbiodiniaceae.